AGAUUGCCGGAGAAGAAGUAGGCUUCGAAGAAAUGAGUCCAGCCAUGGAAGUGCAUGAAGCAUAGCAGCGAUGAUGAGAUCAAGACAACACUGACAGAGGCCAAAUAAAGUUGGUCAAUGAUGUAUCAAGAAAAGAUGGCCUCAUACCAGAAGGAAAACCGCACUCCAUUGGGCUGCAAGUAUUGCAUGAGAAUGCAAGGAAAGCUGUCGGUUCACCUCCGCAAGGUGUGCAUGAAAACAGCAACUGAAGCUGAAAUCACCCAAGAGGUGGAGGAAGCAAAGAAGAGAAUGCGUAAAGUUGCAGAGUCUUUGAGUAUUGUCUUCUAUGACAGCGUCAAUGACAAGAAGAGUGGAUUUUCCAGUGCACAAGAGUUCUUUGUAGAUUUUUUGGAGCGUCAUGGAUGCAUUGUAGCAGAAAAACCAUCUGAAAAGCAACCAUCUGAUGAAGUUAUUGAACAGGAUCAGAGUAGCUCUGUAACCCUAAGAAGAAAAUUGACUGAGGCUGGUGUCCACAAGAAGCAUGAUGUGAAUUCUCAAAUGUUUCUGAACUUCAGAGAAUACCUGGCAAUUCAGUUCUCAGAGUUGGGCAUAAGGCAAAUGGUAGAAAAUGUUUCCCGCUACUUAUAUUUCAUGAGCCCGGAUGAGAUCUCUUUGGGAUUUCUCAAUGAUCCAGAGAAAACCAAACUAUUUGUGAGCACCCACUUGCGUUUGAAGACGACUAUAAGCACCAUCAAAAAUUAUCUUAACCAUAUCCAGCAGUUCACUAGAUUUGUGAUUUCAGAAAACUUCCAUGAAACCAUUGGGGAGGACACCAAAGAGUCUGCCCAGGCCUUCCUUGCAGAACUGAAGAACAUAAAUGAAGAGAUUAACCAGAAAUUCAACAAAAAGCCACAAAAAAUCGACAGACAUCUAAACCCUAUGGAUUGCCGCAGAGUACUAGCAGCAGCAAAGCCCCAUGUGGUAAACAUGUUCUCUCGGUCAGUCGGAGAUUGUGGACUAGAUGACAAAGAUAAGACCAUCACAUGCUACUACCUUGAAGCUUUGCUGAUUCUUAAUCAUCUUCGCAAACCAUCUGUGGUCCAAAACCUGAUGGUUAAAGAUUGGCUGGAGAGGAAAUAUACCACCUAUUUUGAUGGAAGCACCAAAAAGAGGGUCUGCAUUGUGAAAACACAAGGGACUGCUAUUGCGCUUACGGAUGAAGAGGAGCUGCUGUUCAGCAUAUACUUUAAAGAUAUCCGACCAACCCAACUGGCAAAGGAAUCAAAGACAGUGGAGUUCUUUGUGUCGUGCAAAGGAAAACGAGUCACAAAUCCCUGCAAUGACUUAAAGAGACUCCAUGAGAAGUUUAAGAUGCCUGUAGUAUCUGGAAAAGAGGCAUUAGAGGCAUUUGAUCAGUGGGCUGAUGACAAUCUAUGCCAGGAAGAUAGAGACACUGUUAAUAAUUAUAUCCACCUGGACAUCAGCCGACUCGGAUUCAGUAAAAAUGCAGUUAUCCAGGGUAUGCAUAUUCUCACCACAUUGAGUGGUGGAAAUGAAACUGAGAGCAGUGGACCGUCUCAUAAAAAGAGGAGGAGAGAAGGAGAAGAAGAAGAAUCAGAAGAAGAUCAAGAAGAAGCAGAAGAGGAAGGAGGAGCGGAAAGCACUGCAAGCAUUGAAGACCUUGUAGACCUUAAAGAGGAGAGCUUCAAAAGAUUACUUCAAAUAUAUCCUUUAGGCCUCAACCAGUCCCCUCCAUCCUUAAGUGUAUGUAGGCAGGCCAGCCAACCUAAUGCACAAUACUGCCUGGAUAAAUGGAGACGAACACAAUAUACAGAUCGUAUCAAGGAUGUUGUUGAUCAUUUCAGGAAUCUUCCCAGCAAAGAACAAGUGAAGGCUUAUAUGGAACAUCAGGCCUGGGACACCAAUGUGCCAAGAACAUUUGACAUUCUGCAGGCCUGGAGACCUCAAGAACCGAGAAGAAAAGAGGACACUAUGGAACAUGUUAAAGCUUUAAUAGACUCCCAGGAGUGGCCAGGACUUGUUGCAGUGGAGGAUAAAAAAACAGGUGGUCACUCCCUUAAAACCAGUCGGGUUUUUCAGAAAGGAGAGAUUGUAUGUGACUAUCACGGAGUCUUAAUGGACGGCAAGGAGGCUGAGGAGCUGCAAAAAACAUUGACUGAUGAGAAAUGUUAUAGCUUCUUCUUCCAGGACAAAGGGAAGAAGAUGUGCAUAAAUGCAACAAAUAUACCUUGCCUGUGCCACCAAGACAUGUUGUCGACUUUUGGGAGGCUGAUUAAUCAUUCAUGCAAAAGAGCAAAUCUAAAACCUGUGGUGAAACAUAUUAAGGACGGAAAACAGCCAGUUAUUCUCUUUGAGGCCAAGAGAAACCUGCCACCUGGCACAGAACUGUUAUUUGACUAUGGUGUCCGUAAAAACUCAUUUGGUGAAGGAAAAGAUCUAAGUUGGCUUGAAACUUGACCUCAUGCUACUUUAUUUAUUGUAUGUUUGAAUUUAUUGUUAUAAUAAAUAAUGCUAUGAUUUGUCAAAGUGUAAUAUUAAGAUAAUUGGGGAGAUUUACCAAUCAGCCUUAAACCCUACAUGUCCUUUUUCUCACAGCAAACAAUCACAGCUCAACUUCUAUAUUUUAACAAAG
Hyla sarda is the source of this 2632-nucleotide messenger RNA. RefSeq lists its product as uncharacterized. The transcript has 9 exons. NCBI's taxonomy places the organism in Eukaryota, Metazoa, Chordata, Amphibia, Anura, Hylidae. Bases 118 to 2457 code for a protein of 779 amino acids. The record is from RefSeq and is a predicted model, not a curated record. Gene Ontology annotation, molecular function: protein binding.